This is a messenger RNA of Ciona intestinalis (vase tunicate), 3930 nucleotides long. Lineage: Eukaryota; Metazoa; Chordata; Ascidiacea; Phlebobranchia; Cionidae. The record is from RefSeq and is a predicted model, not a curated record.
AGGCACUUCUAUGUGAAGGCUAUUUGUGUUAGCCGUUUUAGUUGCCUUCUUGAUUUCAUGUAUAUAUGCCUGGCAUAAUGGCACUGGAAACAAAGAAACAAGAAGAAUCACCGAAUAAAGUAGCAACACCGAAAAACCGGAGAAUAUGUCAAAUAUACCUCCUUAAUGGCCAGGAGUUUCGCUGUGAAGUUCAUAAACAAGCAAAUGGUAAUGAGCUCCUGAAACAAAUCUAUAAUUUGCUCAACAUAUUGGAGAGCGAUUAUUUCGGAUUAUACUUUGUGGACCAAACUGACCAGAAAUACUGGCUUGAACCCAAUAAGUCAAUUAAGAAGCAAAUUAAAAAUGGUCCGUGGUCAUUUUUCUUUGCUGUCAAGUUUUAUCCGCCUGACCCAGCACAGUUACAAGAAGAUAUAACCCGUUAUUACAUGGUUUUGCAACUGAGGGAUGAUAUUGUGGGUGGAAGGCUACCAUGUUCGUUUGUAACACAUGCAUUGCUUGGUUCGUACGUCGUUCAAUCUGAACUUGGUGAUUAUGAUCGAAGUGAGAUGAGAGGUAACUAUGUGUCAGAAUUCUCAUUUGCUCCAAAUCAAACUCGUGAGCUGGAAGAACGGGUGAUGGAAUUGCAUAAGACACACAGGCGACAAACACCUGCAAAGGCUGAAUUAAAUUUUCUUGAAAAUGCAAAGAAACUUUCUCUGUAUGGUGUGGACCUUCAUGUGGCGCAAGAUAGUGAUGGUAUUGACCUGAGUGUUGGGGUGAGUUGGAACGGAAUACUUGUCUACAGGGAUGGCACACAGAUCAACAGGUUUGCAUGGCCACGUGUGAUCAAGCUCUCAUAUAUCAGAAGCAAGUUCUAUAUCACAAUUCGUCCCUUGGAUGGAAACGUUCAACUGAACAUGAUUGGCUUCAAGAUGCCAAAUCAUCGAGCUGCGAAAAAGCUGUGGAAAUCUGGUGUGGAACAUCAUGCAUUUUUCAGAUUGGUGAAGUGCGAACCACAGCCCCGACCCAAACUUAUUCGAGUGGGGUCAAAGUUUCGCUACAGUGGUCGUACCCAGCAAGAAACGAGAAUGGCGGUCACUGAAACCGAGAAACGACCUCAACCUACUGUUGUUCGUAGCCAUAGUAAAAGACUAAGAUCAGAUGGUGCAGAGAUAUCUCCGGCCAAAACAAUUCUUCGACCUUUAUCUGAGGAAGCAGAAGACACUCCCCCUCCCCCUUUGCCGGAUAAAAAAUCAAAAAUUAUUGAAGAUCACGUCAUUAUUACAAAGACAGUGGAAGAGGUUGAGAUCAUUGAAACUAAUGAGGUCCAAGCUCCUAAACCAGCAUCUUCUAAGUCUUCUUCUUCAUCGGAGUCCUCCGCUCACUCCAUCCCUGAUGAUGCUGAUGAUGCGAAUCUUGAGGUAGAUGAUACUUCGACGAUGACGGAGCAUCAGAAACAGAUUCAUAAAAUGAAAACGACAAAUGAAAAUAACCGCAGCUCUGUUGAGUUUUUGUCGGCCACAACCCCACGCCCCGCGUCGAGCAUGGACUCACUGGAUGCGCUUGAAGCGAGACUUCCAUCCCCGAAGAAAGUGGUGGAUGCAAAAGAUGGAGAUGCAAAUGAGCAACCAGAUAAAUACGAAGAGAAGGUUCAUGAGCAUGAAGAAGUUGUUACCACAACAACAACUGUGGUGACAUAUGAAGUAAAAAAGGAGGCCGUUCAAAUAGAAAAGGAAGUUCAAGAGGAAGAGAAAGAGGAUGAAGAAGAAGAGGAGAGGGCGAGUGAAAAAGAAAAUGAAGAGAAAGAAGAUGAAAAGGAGCAGGAAGAAGAGCGUGUUCCACCACAGGAAGAGGAAAAAGAAGAAGAGCACGAAGUUUUAUUUGAGGCUGAUGAUCAUUCACCUUCAUCUUCGGCAUCUUCAUCAAGUUUAUCAAAGGUAUCGGUGAAGAGUUUACGAUCAUCUAAAUCAUCUUCAUCUUCCUCUUCGUCUUCCUCCUCCUCUGAUGAGGAUGAGGAAGAAAAAGUGCAAGAAGAAGUUGUAGAGGAGGUGGCUCCUCAAGAUGAACAAGAAGAUCAACCACAAGAAGAGGAAGAAGAGGACAAAGAAAGUCUUCCGGAAGAAAAUGGAGGAGUUGCAGAGGAUAGUGUUGCACAGAAUCGCAUCACAACAGUUGAAACGAGGACAGUGAGGGUGGAAGAAGUGAUUAUACCACAGGAAAAAAAUGAGGUCCAUCAUGUCUCCCUGACAACUGAUCCGGAUGACCAACUUGUGGUUGCCAUGGCAACGGGAGAGGCAGGGAGCAGCAUCAGUAGCAUGUCGAGCGAGUCUUCCCUCGAUUCACCCGAUCCAUCUUCCCCUGCAGCAGAAUAUCCAGAGCCCCCAACAGUAAAGACUGAAGCAGUUGUUGUUGAAAGUUAUGUUGAAGAACAACCUGAAGGAACAACACAGCCACCCAUUGUACAAACGGAAACCAAAACAAUCACCUACGAGAGCAGCACUGUGAGGUCACAGAAUGAACCUGCUCAAGCGGAAAGUUCACGCACUGACGAGCACCAAUCAGAACUGGUUAGCAGCCAAAUUAUCUCGUCAGAAACCGAAUACACGGUCACGACAACAGAAAUAACUAAAAUAGUGCAUGGUAGUGUGAGUGAGACGGUUAUGGAGAAACAAGUUGUGAGCACUGGUGAUGCAUCAGUGGAUGACCAUCAUAAGGCAAUGGCAGACAUGAUCAGAGAUGCUCAACUUAACCCAAAUCUCAGCAUAACUAAAGUUGUGGUUCAUGAGGAGCGGCCCGUGGUGCAUGACUCUUAAACUGUAGAUUGCUAAACUCAACCAAAUCUAUGUUAACUGCGACGAUUUUAUUUUCUUUGGAAAAUGAGUUUUUUCUGUGUCAACAGAUGCACUAUGUCUCAGGUCCAGUACGGUACCCCCUCCCCUUAACAACGUGAUUUUAGAUGUACAAAUCCGAUUCAUUGUGUCUCCCACUGAUUGUCAUUGUGCACAUAGUACCUACAAGUUGAGAGGAUGUAUUUUACCCCGGCUCCAAAAUGCUUUCCACGAUACUUGUAACGCUUUUUAUUACAGCCGCUUUUAUUUAACGCCGCAUACUUUUUCUACUACGCCAUGCGUUAGUUGUUUGCAUUUGUGAUGCAGUUUGGCUUGUUUUAAUCAGUGUGUAGGAGUAUGAAAAGGUUACAAUUCGGUAAAAGUUGUAUUGUAAAACUUGUAUGCGAAGUUAUGUUCCCCAAAAAGAAUGAAGUUUCGUUUUAUUUUGCAUCCUGUAACAAAUCGCUUGCAUUUGUAUGCCACCACUGGCUAACAGAAAUAAUGUAAUCUCACCUGUCAAACUUGCAUUGGUAAGAAAGAGAAAACAACCCAUUAAAUUGUGAAGCAAGCCACUGUGAUAGUUUUAAACCAAAAAUUGUGACACAAACCCGAAUUUUAUUUGAUAAAUGCGAAUUUUCUGUUUUUUCUACUUCCCUAUUUAUAAGAUGAACUGUUUUACAACAACACCCAACAUAAACGUUGCUUUUAUAUCACAAAGUUGCUCCCCAAUGCUUGUACGUGCUUAAAAGGUGCUUGCACAAGCAAUUUUGCAGUAAAUCUGUUCCAAGCGCAUUUUUGUUUGUUUUGUCCUGCAGGAUUUUGGCUAAAAAUCACCAACGUUAAUUACUAAUUUCGUGUUUUGUCUUUGUAUUGUUAAAUUAUCCUAAUCAAACAAUAUGCAUUAACCCUUUUGUGAUGGAAUGUUUUAUAAUCUCUGCGAUAUAUUUUUCACAUGUUGCAUUUGUAUGUAGUUGUUUGCUUUUAUGUUUUAGCAGGUAGCUCCUUGAUUCACUUAAGCCCACAUGUAGUUUAAAAGUCAAACUUGGUUUGUAAUCUCAAUCAUAAACCUGGUGUGUUUUGCUUAGCGCUUCAUUUAUCAAUAAAAGACAAUACUGGCAUAAGA